AUGCUGCCCAGCUCCAUCCAGAUCUCCGGGGAGCCACUGUCGAGCGCCGAGGUGCGGGACAUCUGCCGCGGCCUGCGGGACAACGCCGUGCGCCUGCUGUCCCUGCGCGGCUGCCGCCUCUGCGACCGCGACUUCGCCCGCAUCUGCCGCGCCCUGGCGGGAGCCUCGUCCCUGGCGCAGCUCAACCUCAACUUGGGCGUCGUGUCCAGCCCCGGGCGUGUCAAGCAGCUGGCCGAAGCCCUGAGGGUCAACCGCUCCGUCCAGUCCCUCUUCCUUCAUGGGAGCCCCCUGACAGAUGCUGGAUUGGCCCUGCUCAACCCUUCCCUGGCUCUGCACCCUGCCCUUGUGGCCCUAGACUUAGGUGACUGCAUGCUGGGGGAUGAAGCCAUCAACCUCAUCUGUGGUCUCCUGCCCCCUGACGGGGCUAAGUCAGGCCUUAAGGAGCUGACCCUGAGUGCCAACCCUGGAAUCACCCCUAAGGGCUGGAGCAGACUUGCCAUCGCCGUGGCCCACAGCUCCCAGGUCCGAGUUCUCAAUCUGGACUACAACCCCCUGGGUGACCAUGUGGCAGGGAUGUUGGCUGUGGCUGUGGCCUCCAGCCGCACCCUUGAGGUCCUGGACUUGGAAGGGACUGGGCUUACCAACCAGUCAGCCCAGACCCUGCUGGACAUGGUGGAGAAUUAUCCCACGGCUUUGCGGAGCCUGGUGUUAACUGAGAACAGCAUCAGCCCAGAGCUGCAGCAGCAGAUUUGUGACCUGCUGUCAGAGGGUGAAGAAGAGGAGGAGGCAGCUGCCUCGGGAGAUGGUGGCCGGGUCCAGGAGAGGGAUCGAGAGGGGGGACUCGAUGCUCGCCAGAGGGGCGGAUCCUGGAUCUGCCCCAGCGAUCCUGGCUCCCAGAUGAUACUGAUGACAUCAGGGCUGGGAGAUAGUCUGUUGGCUGAGACUGAGAUGUGAAUCCUGCAACUCUACCCCUACCCCCAAAACCCCUAUCCUCCACCAUGUGCCCCUGUGUGUGUCCUCCCGUGUGUACAUGUCUACACAUGCCAUUGUGAGCAGGGUAAAGCCCUCGGGUCUCAGGAGGGGUGAUACGCAGGGCUCUGGAAGCCCCCUGGCCGCAGGGUGGGCAGGUGGGUGGCUCUGGUAACUGUGAUUGACUAAAAGGCCUUGUGGCACAUUUGUUCCCAGGGCAAUACCCCUAGCUGCAUUAGCAGCUCUGGCUGCAGCCCGCUGGCUCGGUAGAUUUUAUAAACUCCACAACCUAGUGUGUGGCUAUGGUCACUGGGGGUGGGUGGGAGAGGCUCUAAAGGACUGUGGAGAAAUGAUGGCAGCAGCCAGCAGGCACUGUCUGCAUCCCAAAAGCUCCUGAAGAACCCAAAUGAGGUUACCACUAGGGUGCAAUGCUGCUCCUCAAGUCCGGCACAGGGACUCACUUUAAUCAUUUUGGGUCACGUUUCUGUAGCCCUGGAGUUAGAAAGCUUUUACACACAUUUAAUCUUGACAACACUGUAGGUAGGUAGUGCUGUUAACCUCACAAAGCUAAAUAACUCCCCCAGGAUGACAGUAGUCAGUCACCUUAGUCAAAAUUCACUUACUACCUCCUGAUCCUAGUGGGCAAGUCAGUUUCAACUGUGAAAUGAAGGGGCUCAACUAAAAGCCUUCUGAGGUCCUUUCCAGCUCUAAAUCUGUGAUGCUAAUUGGCAGAAUCAGGACUUUUGAACUUGGGUCUCGUUCUCAUUCCAGCGUCUCAUUCCACUUCGUGUUGACUGCCCUCUUCAUCCACACUCAGGGAUCAUGAUGAAAGGGCUGACACCAGACAUCGCAGGACUGCAUAAGUAGAGGCCCAUCAUCAAAGGCUGAAUGGAUGGCCUUGCACCCGAUUGUGGGGUGUCCAAAAGGCCAUGAUGCCGUCCAGUGUCUAACAACAAUUCAGGCAGCUCAGCCUAGGGCUGAUUUGCAGCCUCUUCCUCUACUGAACCCUGAACAGCCCUGAAGCUUAGGUGGCUUAGAAACUAGGUCAGGAACUUGUCUAGCUCAGGAAGGGUGACAAGAAUGACUCAAUGCUAGGUCAAGAUCCCUUGCUUGUGUGCAACAUUAGCUGGAGGUAAGUUUACAUCUCAUGAGAAGGGGGUUCCAAGAGUCACCUCUAGUAUCAGGGGAUUUGAGGUGGGGAUCUCAUCAAGUCUUGAGUGGCUUCAGACACACCUUUGGUUUGGAGGAACCACCACACAGGAGCAAGUUUAAAGGGUUAAGUGGUACAGAUGAC
Messenger RNA from Vombatus ursinus (common wombat), 2263 nucleotides. RefSeq names its product leucine rich repeat containing 73 (gene LRRC73). The transcript is spliced from 6 exons. The record is from RefSeq and is a predicted model, not a curated record. Lineage: Eukaryota; Metazoa; Chordata; Mammalia; Diprotodontia; Vombatidae. Bases 1 to 954 code for a protein of 317 amino acids.